GGAGCCAGACGCCUUGGAUGACUGGGAACAUUAGUAGUUCCGCUCAGGCACGUGGCCAGAACAACUACUUGGGCAGCCUGCAGUGUGAACAACAAUCCCUGAGAAUCCCGCGGCUCCAGUGCGGUGAGCCUGAGGAUGAGGCUGCUCUCCUGGCUGAUUUUCCUGGCCCACUGGGGAGUCUCCGGGGCAGAACCAGGAAAGUUCUGGCACAUCAGUGACCUGCACCUCGACCCUGACUACAGUGUAUCCAAAGACCCCUUAAAGGUGUGCCCUUCUGCCGGCUCCCAGCCAGUGCUCAACGCAGGCCCCUGGGGUGACUACCUCUGUGACUCUCCUUGGGUCCUCAUCAACUCCUCCAUCUACGCCAUGAAAGAGAUUGAGCCGGAGCCGGACUUCAUUUUCUGGACGGGUGAUGACACGCCCCAUGUGCCAGACGAGAGGCUAGGAGAGGCAGCUGUGCUGGACAUCGUGAGACGCCUGACUGAGCUCAUCAGAGAGGUCUUUCCAGAUACUAAAGUCUAUGCUGCUUUGGGAAAUCAUGACUUUCACCCCAAAAACCAGUUGCCAGCAGGGAACCACAGCAUCUACAAUCAGGUAGCGGAAUUAUGGAAACCCUGGCUCAGUAACGAAUCCAUCGCUCUCUUCAGAGAAGGUGCCUUCUAUUCUGAGAAGCUGCCAGGUCCCAGCAGGGCUGGGCGAAUCGUGGUCCUUAACACCAACCUGUACUACAGCAACAAUGAGCAAACAGCAAACUUGACCGACCCCAGCCAGCAAUUCCAGUGGCUGGAAGAUGUGUUGACCAGCGCAUCGCGAGCUGGGGAAAUGGUGUACAUCAUUGGCCAUGUGCCCCCAGGCUUCUUUGAGAAGAAGAGGAACAAGGCGUGGUUCCGGAAGGGCUUCAACGAACAGUACCUGAAGGUGGUCCAGAAGCAUCAUCGAGUCAUAGCAGGGCAGUUCUUUGGGCACCACCACACCGACAGCUUCCGGAUGUUCUACGAUGAAAAAGGUACCCCCAUAAGCGUCAUGUUCCUCACACCUGGAGUCUCCCCCUGGAAAACCACGUUACCCGGAGUGGUCAAUGGGGCCAACAACCCAGGCAUCCGGGUGUUUGAAUACGACCGAGCCACACUGAAACUGCAGGACAUGGUGACCUACUUUGCGAACCUGAGCCAGGCGAACGCACAGGGGUCGCCGCGCUGGGAACAGGAGUACCGGCUGACCGAGGCCUACAGCGUCCCCGAUGCGGACGCGGGCUCCAUGCAGGUGGCGCUGGACCGCAUCGCUGACAACGACCAGAGCACCCUGCAGCGCUACUAUGUCUACAACUCGGUCAGCUACUCUGCCGAGGUCUGCGACGAUGCCUGCCGCACCGACCACGUGUGCGCCAUGCGCCAGGUGCCUUUCGACGCCUACACUGACUGCCUGAGAGCCCCGAGCGACCUCAGCGACCCGAGCGACCCGGGAGCCGCGCACGUGCCCCACCUUAUGCUGCUGGGGACGGCGCUGCUGGGCCUGCUCGCGCUUGCGCUGUGA
Carlito syrichta (Philippine tarsier) is the source of this 1533-nucleotide messenger RNA. RefSeq names its product sphingomyelin phosphodiesterase acid like 3B (gene SMPDL3B). Gene Ontology annotation, biological process: sphingomyelin catabolic process. The record is from RefSeq and is a predicted model, not a curated record. The coding region runs from base 136 to 1533 and encodes 465 amino acids. Gene Ontology annotation, molecular function: sphingomyelin phosphodiesterase activity. The transcript is spliced from 8 exons. Lineage: Eukaryota; Metazoa; Chordata; Mammalia; Primates; Tarsiidae.